AUGAACUUGCAGAAGUUGCCGAGCAGCAAUUUGCGAUCAUCGUCUUCGUCCCUCCCCGCCACUCGUGCAUUUUGCAAGAUCCCGUGCGAAGAGCUAUCCCCAUCUCUGUGCCUCCCAAAAAAAACCUUAUCAAGUCCCACUCAAUAUUUGUGUGUGUACUUUCUGCGCGUGAGAGGUUCGUCUCCAUCAUCACUACCAUCACAGCGCAGUCGUACUGGUAUAUAUUAUUCUUUUGAGCAGGCCUUCAAACCACAUCGUCGCGAAUCAAAUCAACCUACAACCUUUAAUUAG
Molecule: messenger RNA, 291 nt
Organism: Morchella importuna
Lineage: Eukaryota; Fungi; Ascomycota; Pezizomycetes; Pezizales; Morchellaceae
Exons: 6
Coding region: 1-291 (96 amino acids)
Source: RefSeq, a predicted model, not a curated record